Anthostomella pinea is the source of this 1734-nucleotide messenger RNA. The record is from the annotation of a GenBank genome assembly. Lineage: Eukaryota; Fungi; Ascomycota; Sordariomycetes; Xylariales; Xylariaceae.
AUGAAGCUGUUCAGUCUUGCGUUCUUGCCUUUGUUGACCGUCUCGGCAAUCCCGACCUUGCGAGGCAUACCCCAGCCAGUGAUACUGGCCGACACCAACCGCGACGGGAAGGUGGACGACGAUGAUCAAAAAGGCAGAACCGAAUGGACAGAGAAGAGCGGUGCUAUUUUCCUGCCGAAUAUAGGAGACUCAACGAAGCGAUGCCCAGAGUACAAAUCCAUUGAGAGGACCAGCGACUACUAUAAGGAAAUGAAUCGAUGUAACGACGCAAUGGACGAUGAGCUUAUAGAACUAGCCUACCUGGCCCCAAUGAAGACCAACCCACUAAAUGCGCCGGACGGAGCAUGGGCAAACAUCUACGCAACCCCGGACGAAGCUGCCUCACGCGUUCGUGUGUUCUAUCAGGAACACGACAAUUGGGAGUACGUCAAGCCAGAUUUCAAGUUCAAUGAGGAGAUGUUACGGCAGGGAAUUACUUUGGGCCUUGAUGGUCGCGAAACGGUUAGGUCUGCCGAUGGCUGGGAUGGCCAGGUCACAGUACAUUUCGACGUAUUCCUCGAGGACCAUGCCCAAGCUGGCUCCGACAAGGUCGUCCUAAAAAUUGCACCCAUCAUCCUUCAGCAUAGCCUACAGGACCUUCAAGAGGUCCUAUCUCCCGCAACUUCGAUAUUCAGCGGAAUUUAUGGCAGGCGGCUCAGCUACUUCACAGAACAGCUGAAUAACGCCUUCAAGGCCAUCGGCUUUAGCAAGGUCCUUACCCCUAUACAAACUCAAUGGGUGCAGGACUUAGGUUUGCCAGCUUAUGCUAGCAUGCCUGGACCUGAAGGUCCUGUCUCGAUACGACUCUUCAUCGUAUCUCCAAAUACCGAGGAGAGACUAGCUGUGCCGAUCUACGACCAGAUACGCGGCAAAGGAGUUGGUAUUAUCCAUCCCACGCCCGACGAACGUAAACUGGAAAGACUAGUAACCGUUGCUGAUGGGGGAUUUGACCCUCGGCGGGGCAACUUGAGCGAGGAUACCGAGCACGAAUUUCAACCGUCGGGAGACCUGAUGCGCCUUCUCAACGCACAACGGCUGCAACCACUUCUUCUGCUCAAUAGUGGCUGGUUAGAAGUGGGGCAUCUCGACGAGUUCCUGCAGUUCAUCCCAUCGGAAAAAACAGACACUGGCUUCACAGUUACCAUCGCGGAUGCCAAAGCUGGAAGGAAAGUUCUCCAGGAUCUGGACGAUAGUGGCGAGGGAGACCAACAUGCGAUGACAUAUGAUCGGGCCGCCUUCGAGAAGAACCCGGACGGAUAUGGACGUGGGCCCGAGGUAAGGACAAUAAAGGAAGUUUUGGACGACGACGGUCUGAAGAAGGUAAACGAGUGGGCGCAGGAGCAGCUCGACGCAAACCUCAAACUACUACUGGACGAGAUACCGCUGAAGGAAGAUGAUGUCGUCCGUAUUCCCACUGUGUUCCGGGAAGACUCCUACCACCUUCUCAUCACAAUGCACCCAAACCCUCUCAAUGGUAUCGUCGUCGGGGAUAAUUUCCUCUCUGCUGAUCCUAGGGGGCCGACGGUUGAUGGCGAGGACAAACUCAAAACGGCGGUCACGGAGGCCUACGGGGACGCGGGUAUGAAGGUAGCGUACGUCGAUACCCUAGAGAUCUUGCACUAUUACGGGGGAGGCUUGCAUUGCGCCACCAACACCUGGAGGACGCCGGCUGCAAAGUGGUGGAGCAGUAGAUAG